Dentiscutata heterogama is the source of this 202-nucleotide messenger RNA. NCBI's taxonomy places the organism in Eukaryota, Fungi, Glomeromycota, Glomeromycetes, Diversisporales, Gigasporaceae. The record is from the annotation of a GenBank genome assembly.
GGUAGAUGACACAAAUAAAGCAAUAGACAAAAUAAAUGCAGAACAAGGUACCAAUAUAGAGCAGAUUAGGCAUGUUGACAAGGCCGAAUUAACUGAAUGGGUACAAGUAGCAAAGCAUGGUUUGAAAGCUAUGAGAUUGCAAGAAAAGCUUAAAGAUGAUAAGCAGAUGAGAGAGGUAAUAAGUAAAGCGAUAAGCACUUAA